This is a messenger RNA of Lolium rigidum, 1209 nucleotides long. Its product is annotated as peroxidase A2-like. Lineage: Eukaryota; Viridiplantae; Streptophyta; Magnoliopsida; Poales; Poaceae. The transcript has 3 exons. Gene Ontology annotation, molecular function: peroxidase activity; heme binding. The record is from RefSeq and is a predicted model, not a curated record. The coding region runs from base 1 to 1035 and encodes 344 amino acids. Gene Ontology annotation, biological process: response to oxidative stress; hydrogen peroxide catabolic process.
AUGGCUUCUUCUUCCUCCCCCUUUUCUCGGGUCUCCCAGCUAGCCGUCAAGGCGACGGUCCUGGCGGCCGUCUGCCUCCUCCUCCACGGCGGAGGCGGGAGUAGCGCAUCGGCGGCGGAGCUGUGCGUGAGCUACUACGACCACACGUGUCCGGACGCAUACAAGAUCGUGCAGGGGGUGCUGGUGGAGGCGCACAAGUCGGACCCGCGCAUCUUCGCCAGCCUCAUCCGCCUCCAUUUCCACGACUGCUUCGUGCUGGGCUGCGACGGCUCGCUGCUGCUGGACACCUUCCCCGGCUUCCAGUCCGAGAAGGACGCGCGCCCCAACAACAACUCGGCGCGCGGCUAUCCCGUCGUCGACGCCGCCAAGGCCGCUCUCGAGAAGGCAUGCCCCGGCGUCGUCUCCUGCGCCGACAUCCUCGCCCUCGCCGCCGAGAUCUCCGUCCAGCUGUCCGGAGGACCCGGGUGGGGCGUGUUGCUGGGGAGGCUGGACGGCAAGACCUCCAGCAUAGCCGGCGCCCAGAACCUACCCGGCCCGUUCGACGGCCUCAAGAAUCUCACCCUUAAGUUCCAAGCCGUCAAUCUCGACGUUACUGACCUCGUCGCUCUCUCAGGUGCUCACACUUUCGGUCGCGUGAAAUGCCGGUUCGUCACGAACCGUCUGUACAACUUCAGCGGGACGAACCAGCCUGACCCGACCCUAAACGCGGCUUACCGGGCGUUCCUGUCAACGAGAUGCCCAAGGAACGGCGAUGCAAACUCUCUAAAUGACCUUGAUCCGACGACGCCCGACACCUUUGACAAGAACUACUUCACGAACCUCGAGAAAAAUCGCGGCUUUCUUGACUCUGACCAACAACUCAAAUCAGACCCAGGUGCAUUAACAACGACGGCGCCGAUUGUCGAUAGGUUCGCAAGCAGCCAGGACGCAUUCUUUAAGAGCUUCGCAUGGUCUAUGAUCAAGAUGGGAAACAUUCUGCCAAUUACAGAUCCCUCCCGUGGAGAAGUCCGGAAACACUGCGCGUUUGUCAAUUGAUGUUUAAUUAGCAAGAAGGCCACAUGUGGAUACAACUAUGGCCUAUGCUAUAUGCGCAAAAUAAUGGAUAUUAUUGUCAUGUUCAAUAAUUGGUAAUAUAUAUGCCAACCAAUGUACGUAAAAUUAUGUGCAUGCUUUGAUCCCACAAGUGCAAUGAAGUGAAAUCUUAUUUCC